CUAGGACCUUAACGUGCCCACACUGGAUGGAUCUGGGUGUUGCUCACGCCUACAAUCAGUGGCAGGCCUGCCUGAAGGAUGCCAUUCACCUGAACCAGCUGCUGGGUCUGCCUCUCAAGGAGCCUCAAAUUGCCUGGUUGUUCAGUGGCACAGUACUGCACCACCUGGUGAUGAGAUUGAGAAAGGGAGUCAGCCCUGAGCAACUGUUCUUGGGCUCACCCUCCAGUAGGCGGCUCUUCAACAGCCUGUUGGAUACUACUCUCCAGUAUCACCCUGAGGGCCUGUCAGUGCCGCAGCAGACCCCAGCGUUGGAUGACCUGUCUGAUUUGUUCAAGAACCUGCAGCUCCUUGAGGUGGAGGCGGAGGAAGAGAGGGCUGUAGGGAAGAGUGUGGUGGACUACAGCUGUGACAAGGUGCUGGUGAAAACCCGCUACAGAACCAAGGAGCGGAGUCACAAGGCCCAAAAUCCAGAACUCUUUCACAAGAAGGAGCGCAAAGGCUGGGACUGACUGGACUCUCUGCGGGGUGGAGCAGUGAACCCAGCAGAUGCAGCCAGAAACAGAGACAACCAGAAACCACAGAAAAUCAGAAAUCACAGCUUAGCUGCAAACUUGUAGUGACAAAAUGGGCUCAGUCGAAUCGGGAACGGUACACUAUAUCGGAAUUUACUCAUUUUCUAUUUUGAACAAAUGUGAAAAUACCGGCUGUUGACAUAUAUGAAAUACGUGUGCUCUCAAUUGUAGAAGUAAAUCUAUAUUUUUGUAUUAACACAUAGGCAAACUUUAAUGAGUACAUGCGGGUACUGUAUGAUGGACAAUGAUAGCAGCCAAUGAAAUGCGCUGAAAUUGACAUGUGGUCUGUGCGUAUAUAACAGUGUGCAUCUGUCAAUAAAGUUUCUCUUUCUACGUUGAUUCCACAAAGA
Lampris incognitus (smalleye Pacific opah) is the source of this 922-nucleotide messenger RNA. Its product is annotated as protein asteroid homolog 1-like. The record is from RefSeq and is a predicted model, not a curated record. NCBI's taxonomy places the organism in Eukaryota, Metazoa, Chordata, Actinopteri, Lampriformes, Lampridae. The transcript has 2 exons. Bases 27 to 509 code for a protein of 160 amino acids.